Molecule: messenger RNA, 1294 nt
Organism: Dama dama (fallow deer)
Lineage: Eukaryota; Metazoa; Chordata; Mammalia; Artiodactyla; Cervidae
Product: cytochrome c oxidase subunit 7C, mitochondrial-like
Exons: 1
Coding region: 665-856 (63 amino acids)
Biological process (GO): mitochondrial electron transport, cytochrome c to oxygen
Source: RefSeq, a predicted model, not a curated record
AGGACUAGAGUAGUCAAAAGGAACUGUAAGAAGAUCUGUGGCUGGAGCUAGAAAAGUAUCAACAGUAGGAUAUGAGUCCAGAGAUCAAGGGGGAGUAACAUAUGGGCCUAGAACACAGAAAACUUCAAAGUCUCUAUUUCUGGCCACACCACACAGCAUGUGGGAUCUUAGUUUCUCAAGCACAGAUUGAACCCACGUCCCCUGGAGUAGAUGCAUUGAGUGGUAACCACUGGACCGCCAGGGAAGUCCUUGAAAGUCUUUUUUAAAACUCUUGUUUUGAGUAAAAUGGGAGUCAUUAACAGGGGUCUAAGCAGAGAAUUUAUAAGACCUGACUAAAUUGAAUCACUCUGGCUGCCAUGUUCAAAACACAUUGAGGGGCAAGAAUGGAAGCAGGGAAAACAACUAGCAUGCAACUCUACUAAGCCAAGUCAGAUGUGUUUGUGGUUUGGACCAGAAUGGAAGGACUGAAGUUGUUGUUUAAAUUCUGCAUAUAUUCUCAAGGUGAAUCAAACAUGAUCUCCUGAGUCAAUGUGGGUAAUGAAAAUAAAAGUUACAGAAAAUUGGGUCGAGGGGAACAAGGUCGUGAGGAAGCAGCACACAGUUUGCAGCCGCUAUUUCUUCCGCCUUCAGUCUCUGGAUCUUUUGUAGCGCUUCCAACAGCGCUAUGUUGGGACAGAGCAUCCAGAGGUUCACAACCUCUGUGGUUCAUCGGAGCCACUACGAGGAGAGUCCAGGGAAGAAUGUACCAUUUUCAGUGGAAAACAAGUGGAGGUUACUAGCUAUGAUGACUUUGUUCUUUGGGUCUGGAUUUGCUGCACCUUUCUUUAUAGUAAGACACCAAAUGCUUAAAAAGUAAUCCAUGAGACAGAUAAGAAGAGGAACAUAUUAAGAGGUGCAAUCUCUUAAAAGAAUCAAACCCUUGAAUUCAGCAUCCUAGAUAUGUUUGUAAAUAAACUUAUGGCAUAAAAAGAAAAAAGGAAAUUGAACAGUUUUUGUUUAAAAGCUAGGUAACAAAAUAAAAAAACAAAGUGACUUCAUAAAAAAUUUAAAAUUUUGUACAUAAUACACUAUCCACAGAGUAAAAAGGCAACCCACAGCAUGGGAGAAUGCAAAUUACAUAUGUGAUAAAGAGAUUAAUACCCAGAUUAAUAUAUAUAGGACUCCUAACACUGAACAACAACAAAACAAAUGGCCCAAUUGAAAAAUGGGCAAAGGACUUGAACUGACAUUUCUCCAAAGAGGAUAUACUGUUGAUGGGAAGUAAAAUGGUACUGUGGAGAACAGUAAAGGUUCC